Molecule: messenger RNA, 4661 nt
Organism: Schistocerca piceifrons (Central American locust)
Lineage: Eukaryota; Metazoa; Arthropoda; Insecta; Orthoptera; Acrididae
Product: probable G-protein coupled receptor Mth-like 1
Exons: 10
Coding region: 89-2134 (681 amino acids)
Biological process (GO): G protein-coupled receptor signaling pathway; cell surface receptor signaling pathway
Cellular component (GO): membrane
Molecular function (GO): G protein-coupled receptor activity
Source: RefSeq, a predicted model, not a curated record
UCGGAGUGGUGGUGUGGUGGUGUAAGAGUGAGACGGACAUAUAAGCAAGUGCGGCACGGUGGUCCAGAGUAGCAGGAGCUCGCCGGAGAUGGUGGUGGUCGCUGUGUUGGUGGCGAUGGUGGUGGCGGCUGUGGAGCAGUGCAGCGCGUCCGAGCCGCUAGUGGUGCGCGUCAACAAGUGCUGCCCUCUGCACCAGCAGCUGGCGAUAAACAUGACCGCCUGCCUCGACUACGAUUACGAGAAGUACGAGGUGGCGCGCACGGCUCGCUCUACACCCACGCCGUCGACGGCUGCGUCGUCGCCGCCGCCGCCACCGCGGCUGCCGUGGUGGGUGUCUGCGAAGCUGCGCGUGGUGAUGCCGUCUGGGCAGGAGGUGGGGGCGGCGGGGGUGGCGUGGCUCGCCAGCCCGGGGACGGCGCCCGGCUGCCCCGCGCCCUGGCGCUCCCUGGUGAUGCAGCACCUGAACCAGUUCACCGUCACGCACGACGGCCGCAUGCUGCUGUACGACGCCGGAGACGAAGACGACGACGGCGUAGACGACGCCCCGCUGGAGCUGCCCGCCGGCGCCUUCUGCCUCGACAGGAUCAAGGUCCGACAGGACGGCGAGGGCCGGCUGGUGGCUCUGGCGUGCGAGUGCUCGUCGGCGUCGGCGUGGUGCUGGCGCAGCUGCUGCCCCUCGGGUUACAAGCUGGACGUGGCGGAGCUGGACCGCGUCCACCAGAACGUCGACUGCGUCAGCGACGCCUCGCCAGAGGCACCCAGGCCCUGGCUGCCCACGCUGCCCAACAUGCGCCGCCGGGAGGUCUACGGAUUCCCCAAGUGCGAGAAGGGUGAGCACAUCUCGGAGACGUACGAGGCGCAGUCGUGGCAGUUGCUGGCCAACGGCAGUGCGCUGGUAGGGGGCGUGGCUGUCGCGCAGCCCCUGGAGCGCUACUGCGCAGACGCGGCGGGCCACGGCGGCCGCGGUCAGCUGCUCUACUGCAGCGACAGGUCCGUCUCCUGGAAGCCCAACCGCCAGCGCGGCCUGCUCUACGGGCUGCUGUUCGGACUAGGCGCCAUCUUCCUGCUCGCCACCGUCCUCCUCUACAGCUGCCUGCCCGGCCUGCUGGCUCGGAUGCACGCUCGCGCCGUGGUGUGCCACGCUACCUCUCUGCUGGGAGCCUACGUGGCGCUCGCCGUGAUGCAGACGUGGCCCGACAUGCCGCCGCCAGCCUGCUCUGCCGCCGCAUUCAUUGUGCAGUAUUCCUUCCUGGCGGCGUUCUUCUGGCUCAACGUCAUGUGUCUGGACAUUUCCUGGGCCUUCAGUGGGCUGCGUUCGCUGCAGGGCGGCGCCUGGGACGGCGACCGCCGGCGCUUCUGGUGGUUCUCCGCCUACGCGUGGUGCGGCGCCGCCCUCGUCUGCGCGGCCACCGCUGCCGUCGAGUUCUCAGAUUCCGUGCCCAAGGGCGCCAAGCUGAAACCAGACUUCGGGGCCGUGCGCUGCUGGUUCAGGGGGCGCGAGGCGACGCUGCUGUUCUUCUACGGGCCGGUGGCUGUGUUGCUGCUGGGGAACCUCUCCCUCUUCACCUACACCGCCGUCAAGAUCGUCUCUGCUCACAAGGAGACGCAGAUACUCAACAUGGUGGACGGGCGCCGCCGCGGCAAGUCCAGCGGACACAGCAUCUACCGCAAGGAACGCCAGAGGCUAGUGCUGUACACCAAGCUGUUUGGACUGAUGGGACUGACGUGGGUGAUGGAGAUCGUGUCGUGGGCUGUGGGCGGACCUGCCUACUACUGGUACCUGACGGACCUGGUGAACCUACUGCGGGCUGUCUUCCUGUUCUACCUGUUUUGCUGCAAGCGCAGCGUGCUUCGGCUGCUCAGGUCACGACUGCCCUCCUGGUGCCCAUGCUCACUGCCGCCAUCAGAGGGUCAUGGAGGUUCUGGAUCAGGCAGCAGCAAGAGCAAGACGGAGACGCGCAGCCGCAGCUUGACCUCGCAGCGCACCACCUCCUUCAAGCUGACGGAGCAGCAGAUCCUGCAGCUGACUCAGCAGGCCUUGCCUCAGCAACUGGACACUCAGCAGCCACCAGAACAGCAGCCGCAGCAGCCCAACGGCCACGCCACCAGCCCCCCAGACACCACUCCAAUUUGAGGCUACACCUCAGAUGGGCGUUUUGUGUGCUUCACAGCUGCUCACCUCCGUGAUGUUGCUUAUGAUGCCUUCCAGGCCGAAUGAUCAGGUGUAUCCCUGCAUCAAAACUUCAGUACCAGCGAACAACAGCUGCAUCUUGCAGCUGCCUUUGUGCCACUAUCUCUGUUGGGCAUCCUCCUGGUCACUUGCAUGCCUGCCAUUGCGGCCUAGGUUCGUGCUGUAGCUGACACUGCCCACCAGGCUGAAGAAACCAAUCAGACGCCAUUCCAUCUUACCACUGGCGACGUUGACGCAGCAACAUCAGCGUGAAGAGAAGUUGACACGCGUGUGUUCCUCACUAACUGUAAUGACCACAUGGCAACAACACUGAAGACCGUGGAGCUCAGUAUUCUUGCGUGUGUAGCAUUUCGGUCCUGAUUGGAUUUGUGGUGUUGAUAGUAUUCUGGCUGUUUCGUUGACUUUUUCAGAGUGACGAGGCGGCAACUUCUUUUAUAAAACCAGCUCCGUGAUAACCUUGACUAGCGCGUCCUUGUCCUAACACCUUCUGACGAACAACUGGCUUUAUUCGUGCUCAGUGUUGUAGUUAAAUACCAAUUAUAUUCUGUGAACGACAGGCUUUUAACCACGCCUGUCAGUGAUUUUGUCCCUCAUACACUCUAAUGGGAAAGACUAAUUCAAGCUGUAUGGGAUAUUAGCUGUCGCUGUAUGACCUGUGGGAACAUUUUUUGAAGUGCAGCUGGAUGUGGAAAGUGUUUUCUUACAUUAAUAAGGAAAUGACAACAUAUUAACUCCUUAUAAAACGGUUGGUUGUUCUCAGGUGUGAGACGCUGUUUUAAAAGAUAGGGGGAGUAUCUACUGAGGUUUUGAUAAGUAACUGAAGCAACUAGUCACCUUUCUUAUUAAAUACAAACGUUGUAACGACAGAGUAAUCUUUUGGCACGAGCCAGUGGAGUACACUUCCAUAUCUCAGAGAACAAUUUAGAAUACAUGACCGUUUCUGAAUCUGUAACUACCGGCGAAGUUGCCACGAAAACAAUGAAGAACAAUGAAAACUUCAAAAUAAGUGAUGUACCUAGUGGAAAGUGACGAUUAUGACAUUUCAGACGUGAAAGAAAGUUCAGAAUCGACCAGCAUGCAUUUUGAAAGAUUGGGUUUCAGCGUUUCCGCACUGCUAUGAGAAAUGUCAAUCACGCUUUGAUGAUAACAAUUGUAUCUGAGGGUGUUUCAAAACAUACAGCUUUGAUAUUUAAAGCUAAAUUUCACGACUGGUGAAAAGCUGUAAGCAACUGGCUACCCAAAAAAGAAAACGUGGAAUUUUGACACUGAGGAAAUGGAUGUUUGUAGACUCCACGCUGAUCAGUUUAUUUCACGCUGAACAUCCUGUUGACACCGCACUGUUCAAGGGAUUCUUUCGCUGAAAAACUUCCUCGUAUACGUAAUUGGUCAGACAGGAAGACACACGCAGAAUGGUAAGAAGUCAUUGUUCCUAGUGUCUUGGUUCCCAGCAUCCUUUACACGGAACGUUUCGGAGCAAUGGAACUAUUUAUUUCAGAGAACCUCCAGUGAACCAGUAAUAGGUCCAUAUCUCAGUGAAUUACGUGAACCAUGCAAAGUUGGGAAUAUGGUAUUAUUCAUACGUUGCCUCAACUAAAACAUACAUGUGUAAUGAGAUAUUGAAGACAUAGCGUAUUAUUAUAAAGGCAUCGCUCAAUACGUUCCAAUAUGUAUAUGAAUUAACUUUUUGCCUUUGGGUAUCGCAAAUGCCAAUUUAUUUGAUAUAAAUGACAUGAUCUGUGCCUGAAUGGCAUGAGACCCGCCAGUUAUAUUUCGCAGAAUGGGACGGAAUGUCGUAGGACAAUUUUGAAUACAAGACCGUUUGUGAAUUUGCAACUAUCGGAGAAGUUACCACGGAAAAAAAUCAAGAACGAUGAACAGUACAAGUUAAGUGAUGAAAAGGAGAAUCUAUGGGGGACAGACUGUCAACGACAGCUAAUGCAUGUGGCAAUUUAUGUUUCCCGAAGUAGUUUAUUGAUAGUGAAUAAAAACUUAUACACGCAAGUGCACUGCAGUGAUCGUACUGUCAUAUUGAACCCAUUACUUGCAAAGGCCAGUUAAAACAAUGACACGAGACAGGUGUUCUUACUGAUAUCACCUGCAUGUUUUUGAGUUAUUUUACGUUACGACCAUCGAACAAUGAUACAACUAAGUUACAAAUAAAUGUGGAGAGGUUUUAAUCUUCUUGGAAAGACAUUUUUGGUAGUGCACAUAAUAUUGGGUUGCUGGGACAACCUUAAAAAACAAUUGAGGUAAUAAUAAAUUACGAUGGACUUCGUACAGAAGUGAUUUUUGCACUCAGCUCUUCGUCUUACACUAGUCAUUUGGACAACUGAUGUCUAAAAAAUAAAUGUUUAUUUCUCCAUUUAAGAACUACACAGUUCUGAUAGCUGUUUUUGAAAUAUUAGAGUCUCUUGAGGAUUGUUGUACCUUACCACAAUAAAGAUAUUCAACCUUUGUUGCACAUGUUUAA